GGGGAAGCGGGCUCGUACUAAACCCUCCUUGGCUCCCGGGUUGGAACGUUCUACCUUUUGCACUCCUUGCCUCUGUGUUCAUAGAAACGAGUACUCUCUCUUGACUAAAUAUAGGGAAAAGUUUGCUGUAAAUUUACAUCAUUGGUGAUAAGUGCUACGCAUUGUAAUCUCAAACCUGUUCUCAUCCGAAAAAAAUAUUUCGUUCGUGAAGGAAGUCUGUGCCAAUGAAAAGGUAACGAACACCGCCAUCCUUUAACCGUCGCACCGCCCUCGCCGUCCCAGUGCACACUCGCAUACCUGUUGAACAGCACCACGCUCCCGCAUUUUCCAAUUUCUUGUUUGCUACAAGAAACUGCUACUAAAUUGUAAAAGGUCUCCCCAACAAGAUGGGAUUCUUCAGCCGAUUCGCCUUGUUCGUUCUGAACUUCCUAGUGUUUGGAGUGGGCGUGGCCACAGUGGUACUCGCUUCAAUUUUCAUCUCCAAGAACGGCGAAUAUGGAAGCUUGCUUGCUAAGGGGACCUUCACCUUACCGAUUUGUAUCCUGAUAGCCGGCCUUUGUAUCCUCCUCCUGGGCUUCUUCGGCUGCUGCGGCGCCUUGAAAGAGAACUCCUGUAUGCUUUACACGUAUUCGGCUAUCGUCAUGGUCCUGUUUAUCGCCGAAGUGGUCUUGGGUAUCCUGAUCUUUGUCUACACCGAUGAAGCUGAAGAAAUCCUUACCAAAGGAAUGGAAGGCGUCUUCAAUGACUACGGGCAGCAAGAUGAAGCUCUCACUAAAUCUCUUGAUUUGGCUCAACAAGAGCUUCACUGUUGCGGAAUUCAUGGAUACCAGGAUUGGAAGAACUUUACCUAUGGAGAAGGAACCGGUAAUGUGGCUAUGGGUUGCUGCUUAAAGCAAACCGACAACUGCAACCAAGGAGUAGCAGAUAAACCAGUAUCAGAAGCAGAGGAAGUCAUCUACACUCAGGGGUGCUAUCAAGCUAUCAAGGAUGAUCUGCAAAGUGUUGUGGUUGCUUUGGGAGUGACCACUUUAAUUCUAGGUCUCGUUCAGCUUGCAAGUAUUAGCUGUGCUUGCGGUCUUGCCAAGAAUUCCAGACAAUACGCGUAAAGGCUUUGAGAGGGAGGAGGCGACGGUGGUGGGGCAACCCAUUCUUCAAGCCUUCUGUUGGAGCCCACGCGACUGAUUUUCAUGUGGUGAAUUUUCUAUCUUCAUAUUUAUCAAAUUCGAUUAUGGAUGAAAUUAUUCACCUUGCAAAGGUUAUUACAAGUUUGUAAUAUUUUAAUUCUAUAUAAAACAAGGAACCACUGGAACCCAAAUGUCCAGAAAUCCCCAAUCCCAGUACAUAAUUACAGGGAGGAUUUCGUAAUUAAAUAUCAAACUCGGUGCUUUUUGAUUUUCAACAGUGAUUGUCCAUUUUGUGCAAUUCUCAAUCGUGUAGCGUUUUGUGAGUUGCCAUGUAUGGACAAAGUGAACGUGAUUUAAUAAAAAUUUCUAAUACCUUU
Molecule: messenger RNA, 1501 nt
Organism: Penaeus vannamei (Pacific white shrimp)
Lineage: Eukaryota; Metazoa; Arthropoda; Malacostraca; Decapoda; Penaeidae
Product: tetraspanin-3
Cellular component (GO): plasma membrane
Source: RefSeq, a predicted model, not a curated record